Centruroides sculpturatus (bark scorpion) is the source of this 1255-nucleotide messenger RNA. RefSeq names its product glutamine-rich protein 2-like. The record is from RefSeq and is a predicted model, not a curated record. The transcript is spliced from 10 exons. Bases 51 to 1109 code for a protein of 352 amino acids. NCBI's taxonomy places the organism in Eukaryota, Metazoa, Arthropoda, Arachnida, Scorpiones, Buthidae.
AAGAAGACCUUCAGACAGCUGAUAUACAGCAACAUUUUGAAUUGUCUGAUAUGCCGCAAGAUAUUAAAGGAAGGAUUGAAUUUGAUUCUAGUCAGUUGAAGAUUUCUGCUAUUGAAGAGAAAAUUCAAAAAAUCAUAAAAGUUGUGCAAGAAUUGUGUGAUAAGAGAGAAGAAAUAUCACAAGAUACAUUGUCUGUAAAAGAAAAUAUUGCAGAAAAAUUGAAUAUACAUAUAUUUGAAUCUACGCAAAAACUGACCAAAUACGAGGAAAUGUCAAAUGAAACAAAUAAAAAGUUACAAGAGAUAACUACUACUAUUAAUGGAAUAACAAAACUGCAAGCUGAUAUGAUAACAGAGGGAAAACAGAAUCUUUUUGAAAUUGGAGAACAACUAAAAGAAAUCUUUCAAGAAUUGAAAAAAUUUUCAGUUAUAGAGGACAUACAAUAUCGUGUGGAAGAUAUACGAAACUGCAAAGUAGACAGAUCUGAAAUGCUUGAUGGCUUAGAUAGAAAAGCAGAUAAAUCCCAACUUGAAGAAAAACUUGAUAAAUCAACACAUGUGGCUUCCUGUGAAGAAAUAAAUUUGCAAUUUGUUGAUGUAAUUGCCAAAAUAGCUGCUCAAGAACAAGAAACAGAAAGAAAUUUUCAAAAAAUAAAGAUACUUUUAGAUAAAAAACUUGAAAUAUCAGAAAUGGAUAAACAUCGCGAAAUACUGAAGGAACGUUUAAAAAUUAUCAUCACAAAAUUGAAACUACUUAGAGAUGAUGAGGAAGAGCGUUCUGCUGCAGGAGUUAAAGUUAGAUGCAUUUCAUGUGAUAGACCAUUGAAACAAUUUAAUAAGAAUGCUGUUAUAAGUGAUGGAAGCCAAAAUCCAUUGUUACAAUUUGAAAUGCCACAUAAUAGUGAAGGUUUUUUGCCACCAGUAAACAAAGGUAACCUAUCUGAAGGCUAUCAUAAACUGAAAACACAAUCCUUUUAUUUGAAAAAGACUGCAAUAACUGGUCCAGAUGGAAAUAAGGCCUGGGAAGAGGUUCCAUUACAAGGAACAGACGGACGAAUAUAUCGAGGAUAUUUAGAGAAAACUCGGCAAAUUUCCUCGUCACAAUGGUAAAUAGUAAAUCAGUUUUAUACAAUGUGUUAUAAAUAAUAAUAAUAAUUUAUUUUUUCUGAAUUCAGUUGAUAUAUAAGUAAUUUUCUUUAUCAGUUAACAGAUUUCUGUUAACAAAAUUUAGAAUCAAGUCCUAUUCAAGUAUAUUU